AUGAUGGUCCAGGUGACCGUGCCCGCCGCUUUGCGCCACCGCCAGCACGAGAUCGUCGAGUCGCUGCGGGACAAGACGUGGGUCGAGUUCAUCGAGCCCAACGUGGUGAUGCGCAGCACGGCCACGCAGACCCUGUCCUCGUCGUCGUCCAUCUACCCGUGGGGCCUCGACCGCAUCGACCAGCGCCAUCUGCCCCUCAACGAGCGCUACGAAUACGUCACCCCGACCUCCGGCGUUCGCGUCUACGUCAUCGACACCGGCAUCCUCACCACCCACAUCGGCCGUGCGGUCUGGGGCACCAACACGGUGGAUAGCAAGGACUACGAUUGCUACGGCCACGGCACGCACGUGGCCGGUAUCGUCGCGGGCACCAACGUGGGCGUGGCCAAGGACGUCACCGUCGUGGCGGUCAAGGCCCUCGACUGCACCGGCUCCGGCACCGCCGGUACCGUGAGCCUGGGCAUCGCCUGGGUCAUCCAAAACUGCCCCGUCGGCGUUCGCUGCAUCAUCUCCCUGUCCCUCGGCGGCGAACAAUCGAGUGUGAUGGACUCGGCGGUGAAGGCGGCGUACAAUAAGGGGAUAGUGGUGGUGUCGGCCGCCGGCAACUCCAACAUCGACGCCUGCACUGUGACGCCCGCGCGCUCGCCCUACGGCAUCACCGUGGGCGCGACGAACAGCGACGACGCCAAGGCCUUCUUCUCCAACUGGGGCGGCUGCGUCAACAUCUGGGCGCCGGGCGUGGACAUUCCCUCGGCCUACUUCACCAGCGACACCACCUACCAGAAGCUCUCCGGCACCUCCCAGGCCACUCCUCACGUGACCGGAGCGGUGGCGCUGUACUUGGGCGCGACGAAGAACGUGACGCCGUCGGAGGCUGCGGGCGCCGUCUACGCCAGCGCGACGCUCAACACGGUCACCGGCACCGACAGCUCGUCGAUCAACCGGUUCCUCUAUUCGCAGGUCGACCGCGGCGUCGUGCCCAAGACCGCCGCCGACGCCUGCUCGUCCAGCUUCCCGUGCACCUCGGUCAACGGCUCCCUCAGUGGCCUCAACACGGUGAACGUGCCCUCGGGCCAGAUCACGGUCACGAGCACGGUGGCGAGCUACGGCUACCUGCAGGCGUGGCUCGAGGCCACCGCCGACUUCGAUCUGCGGCUCCAGUUCUACAAUACGUCGACGACAGCGUGGGUCAACGUGGCCACCUCAACCGGCGGCACCGGCUCCGAGUGGAUACAGUUCGCCACCUCAGCGAGCGUCAAGUUCACUCUUGGUCGUGGUGGUGGCUGUGGUGAACAAGGCAUCAAGCGGAUUUACCCGACGGCCAACCUCACCAAGUCGGCCGACUGGGCCGGCUUCCCGCACCAAUACACCAACGUCUACUUCCUGUCGCCCCUCGACUCGCUCUACAAGACCAUCGGGAGCAAGGUCAUCCGCUUGGUGGAGGAAGAGUUCGGGACAGACCACAUCUACAACGCCGACACGUUCAACGAGAUGUCGCCGCCCUCUGCCGACCCGACCUACCUGGCCGCUGCCAGCCGAGCCGUCUACGAGGGUAUGGCCACGCAGGACCCGCAGGCGCUGUGGGUGAUGCAGGGCUGGUCGUUCGUGUUCGACCCCUUCUGGACCAAGGACCGCAUCAAGGCCUAUCUCAGCGGCGUGGAUAACUCGGACAUGCUGAUCCUGGACCUGGCCUCGGACAACAGCCCCGAGUGGAAUAAAACAGGUCAGUUCCGUGACUCGUACUUUGGCAAGGAGUUCGUGUGGUGCAUGCUUCACAACGGAGGCGGCGUGAGAGGGCUGUACGGCAAUCUGACGCAGUACUCGUCGGACCCGCUGAUUGCUCUCGCCACGCCCGGCAACACCAUGGUGGGAGUGGGGAUGACGAUGGAGGCCAUCGAGCAGAACCCGGUCGUCUACGAGCUCAUGUCCGAGAUGGGCUGGCGCAGCGAGGCCUUCGACAUCGUCGAGUGGGUGCAGCGCUACGCCGAGCGGCGGUAUGGCCUCGCGACGGGGUCGUCGCCAGUAGGCGAGGCAUGGGAGCUGCUGCGCGAGGCCACCUACAACCAGUCCGGGCUCGAUGCCGGCCUCUUCGGCUUCGCUCCUGCUCUGGGCAUGGGCCACGGCGGUACGUCAAACGCGACCAAGGAGGUGGAGGCGCUCCGUCUGUUCCUCCAAUCGGCCCAAACAGAGGGCUAUGCUCCCAACGGGCCGUGGCAGUACGACUGCGUGGACCUCACGCGCCAGGUGCUGGCCAACACGUUCAACGACGUCUACUCGCAGCUCGACGCUGCCUACACGUCCUAUGCCACCAACAAGAGCGACACGCUGCCGUUCCUGCCGCUCGCCGCCGAGUUGUUGGGAAUCAUCAGUGACCUCGACCGGCUGCUGGCCACCAACCCCAACUACCUCCUCGGUACUUGGAUCAAGGAUGCGGUGUCGUGGGCGUCCAUCCCAGAGCAGGCCCUCCACUACCAGUUCAACGCGCGCAACCAGAUCACCCUGUGGGGACCGGACGGCCAGAUCUCUGACUACGCCACCAAGCACUGGGCCGGCCUACUGAUGAAAGCGGUCGGUGCUGGGGUGAUGUUCAACAGCACCGCGUACGGCACGGAGCUGCUGCAGCUGGAGCAGAAGUGGAACCAGGAAAACACCACCUACCCCACCACGCCCACCGGCGACACCCUCCAGGUGGCCCUGCGGAUCUCUCAGAAAUAUCUGGACCGGUCGGCCUACGAAUCGUACUUCAUAAAGGUGGCCAACACGGACGCGUACGGGUCCGACCUGAUGCCGCACCCGACGUGGAGCACGGACCUGGCCCAGCUCCAGUGGCUGUGCCUCGCCAACCCGCUGUGCCGCGGCUUCAACACCAACGGCUGGCUCAAGGGCGACGUCUCGCGCCGCGUGCCCAACGCCCCGACCGAUCUCUACAUCCGCAGGGUCAGAUGA
Acanthamoeba castellanii str. Neff is the source of this 2946-nucleotide messenger RNA. RefSeq names its product peptidase, S8/S53 subfamily protein. Gene Ontology annotation, molecular function: serine-type endopeptidase activity. The coding region runs from base 1 to 2946 and encodes 981 amino acids. The transcript has 19 exons. The record is from RefSeq and is a predicted model, not a curated record. Lineage: Eukaryota; Discosea; Longamoebia; Acanthamoebidae. Gene Ontology annotation, biological process: proteolysis.